This is a messenger RNA of Penicillium angulare, 2271 nucleotides long. RefSeq names its product putative JmjC domain protein. Bases 1 to 2271 code for a protein of 756 amino acids. The record is from RefSeq and is a predicted model, not a curated record. NCBI's taxonomy places the organism in Eukaryota, Fungi, Ascomycota, Eurotiomycetes, Eurotiales, Aspergillaceae. The transcript has 2 exons.
AUGCCGCCAACGCCCGCUCCAUUCGUGCCCUUCCCCACUAGCUUUAGUGUUAGUGAGUUGGUGGAAAACAACCCUUCCUUCGAGUUCGCCCCACGGAUUUCAUGUCAGAUGCUUAAUUCACAAUCCCGAGAAGACUUUGAAAGUCUUAUUCGCUUGCAGCUGGCUAAUCUCGGGAUCCCUAUGGUGAUCGAGGGCUUUGAUGAAUACAUAGACAAGCAACUUUUCUCCCGUGCCUGGUUGCAAAAAAGUGACCGGAGAGAAUGUGCACGGGAUUUGAUCACAGGAAAGGACGUGCCCAUGACUGUGGCACAUUAUGUGAGAAACUUGCCAAAACUCGCUAGGCAAUAUUUCUCAGCGACACAUCACAGCCAACAAAGGCUCUAUCUAAAGGACAUUGAUUGUCCGCCAGAAUGGCAAAAAUCAUUAGAGAAUCUCAUACCACCGUCACUAUUCUACAUGAAUGAAAAGCCGAAACCAUACAACGGCCCAGGAUGCCGCUCACUUCAUCAUGACCCUGAAUAUCAUACCACGAAGGACGGAAAGUUAAUUGCCAAAUCAGGCGACUUGAUGAGUUGCCUUCCCGAAGAGAUGCGGGCACAGAAUCUCAUGUGCUACAUUGGCCAUGAAGGCACCUACACACCGGCCCACCAAGAGAUGUGUGCUAGCCUGGGCCAGAAUCUUAUGGUGGAAGCAUCUACUGGAUCGGUAGAGAACGGAGAACGAAGUCAUCCAGGCUCGUCCAUCUGGUUCAUGACUAAAACAAAAGACCGCCAGGCCGUGGCUGAGUAUUGGACCUCGGUGCUCGGGCACGAUAUUGAUCUCGAAGACCAUUUUGCGCAAAUCAAUGCCUGGAAGGGUGCUCCAUUCAAAACGUACAUCGUAGAGCAAAAACCAGGCGAUCUUAUUCUCGUGCCACCACUUGCAGCCCAUCAGGUGUGGAACCGUGGCACAAGGACUGUCAAGGUGGCUUGGAACCGAAUUACUGUGGAGACUUUAAAGCUGGCUAUGAGUGAAGCGCUUCCCAAAGCACGCAUCGUUUGUCGUGACGAACAAUACAAGAACAAGGCUAUCGUUUACCACGCCCUCGAAUACUACUCGGAGUUGCUCAGAGGUCUUCUUACCACUGAGCAUCCUGCCACUCGGACACUAUGGAGGGAUUUCGAAAAUUUGUUAUCGCUCUACACGGAUAUCUUAGUAUCGGAAAGUGUCUCGCGGUCACACGUUACCGCGCGGAACAUCGCUACUAUUCCCUUUGAGGGCAACGUUACUUGCUCAUACUGCCGUUGCAAUAUUUUCAAUCGAUUCCUUACCUGUCCCAAUUGUGUGUCGGAUGCAGAUGAUAAAUACGAUAUUUGCAUGGACUGUUAUGUGUUGGGCCGAAGCUGCCAGUGUAUCUCAAAGCUUACCUUUGUACAACAAUUCAAAUGGGAGCACCUUCGAUCACGACAUGAUCGUUGGCGGCGCCAGGUCAUAGAUUUGAAGAAGGACGAUACAGAAGGCAAGAGCGAAUUUCCUGCCUUGCACGUCGCACGCGCUCAGGUCAAUCGGAAGCCUAUUGCGGAGAUCUGCCAAGAGCAGCUGAAAAACCGACCCUGGGUGGACAUCCAGAAGCUCACUCCGCCGAGCUCUAAAUCUGGAUCCAUGACACCCAGUGAUGACGACAAUCCGCAACCAAGAAAGCGACGAAAGUCCAAACAAAGCAAGAAAGCAAACAAGCAACUGGGAACUUGCCACAUGUGUCAAAAUAAACAACCCGAUUGGAAAUUGGCAACGUGCUCCCGUUGUCAAUCAAAUUAUUGCUACGCAAGCCUUUUUGCGGCAUUUGAUGUAACACCAGAAGAAGCCAUGGGCGAGACAGCAUGGCUUUGUCCACGAUGUCACAAGGUUUGCAAUUGUACGCCAUGCCAACGAGACCCGACCAUGAAGCCACACGAGCCGAAUCGCAUUUCUCUCGAGCUUGACACGAUCAAGGUGGCUGAUCCUCGAAGUGUCGAGUCGUUGGUGAACAUGCGUGUUUCCAACGAGAAAUGGCUUCCGAACUUGGGGGCCAAGAUUGGAGAACGUCUCAACCAAAGACGUAAUGAAGAAGAUCAGAGACGUGAGGAGGUGUGGAGAACAAAUGGGAUCAUUACAGGCCCCGAGCUUCAGACUCCGCAAAGAGAAAAUGGCUUUCUCGACUGCAUUGAUCCGUCCCUGUCUCUGGACAACUCUCUUAUGGGCCCAGUAUCAGAAUCAAGUUACCUUGAGCUUUCUGGAGCAACUUUCACCUAG